Molecule: messenger RNA, 270 nt
Organism: Dichotomopilus funicola
Lineage: Eukaryota; Fungi; Ascomycota; Sordariomycetes; Sordariales; Chaetomiaceae
Exons: 4
Coding region: 1-270 (89 amino acids)
Cellular component (GO): cytoplasm
Source: RefSeq, a predicted model, not a curated record
AUGGUGCUCCUCGACUUGCUGACUUUGGGGUUGUGGUCAAAGCUCGGAAGGUUGACCCAUUAUGCCUUUGAUGCUGUCCUCUUUUCCGCAUUCCUCGCAGGAAUGAAGCGCUCGACCGGUCUCACGCCCAGUUUCAAGACAGAGAAAAUGGCUGGCGAAAACAAGGAGAUGUCGAAGUGGGUGGACAAGUACUUGGGCGUUGGGGAGUGGGUGAUGGACCAGUCGGUGGCUAUUGCCGGGUCCAGCGGGUGGUUCACUCGCACUCGGUAG